GGUAUUUUUUUUUGACAAAAAAAUAGAAAAUGUUGGAAAGUGGUUGUGUUUUAAUCUCGUGAAUUUUAGUAUUUUAGAUUAAAUUAGAUAUAAAUUGUAUAAUUACUUUAUGGAAAUAGGUAAUUUAGGUACUUACAAUUUGUAUACUGAGUAAUCAUUUACCUAAAGCACAGGUUUAUUUUCUUAUAUUCGAGCGUGUGUGUAAUCUAUGAAUAUUGUGGUUGUUUGUGUUGGUGAGGAGAUGGACAAAUGGGUGAAAUGUGGAUAGUGUAUUGAAGCUCGGAAAAUUGCCGAUUAGAAGUCUAAAACCAAGUCCAAGUUUUAACGAGGUACAUUUCUGUUUGUAGAAUUCACCGAAAGGAAUAUCCAUAAUUUUAAAGUCUAGCUACAGCAAAAGGAACAGGCUACCUUCGUUUUGCUGUGCGGAACAUCUAGUAAGGAGAUUCAAGUUUAUAGUGUAGCUCAAUAAUUGUCCAAACUUUGGACUUAUUUCUUAGUAUCUCUUCAGCCUGGUGCCAGUAGAAGUUUAUUUCUCGAAUUGGGUCACCGGUGAAUCAAAAAAAUUGUAAAUUGUCGGAUAACGCUAGCCCACAAGAUGGCCGACUGUUAUUCGUAAGUAUGAGUUGUGGUUCUUUUAGAUAAUGUCCGGUGCAUCUGGUUCAUCAGGGAGCGGCACAGGACGGGGACGGGGUGGAGCAAAUUCUAACGGGGCUGUGGACAAUAAGCCUGAGUCAAAGGAAAAUAAACCUAACCCAAAAAUGUCAAAGGCACUAGGCACGUCGGCAAAGAGGAUUCAGAAGGAGUUAGCAGAGAUCACACUGGACCCACCCCCAAACUGUAGUGCUGGGCCUAAAGGAGAUAACUUAUAUGAAUGGGUAUCCACUAUCUUAGGGCCCCCUGGAUCGGUAUAUGAGGGUGGAGUGUUUUUCUUGGACAUACACUUCUCACCAGAAUAUCCAUUUAAACCUCCUAAGGUGACAUUCCGAACUAGGAUAUACCACUGUAAUAUCAACAGCCAGGGUGUGAUAUGUCUAGAUAUUCUGAAGGACAACUGGUCACCAGCACUGACAAUAUCUAAAGUCCUCCUUUCCAUAUGCUCACUGUUGACUGACUGCAAUCCUGCGGACCCAUUGGUGGGCAGUAUUGCGACACAAUACCUUCAGAAUAGAGAGGAGCACGAUCGCAUCGCGCGCCUCUGGACCAAGCGCUAUGCAACAUGAUUCUGUUGCCUCUGCCCACCACAAAAGGAACAACUACAAGUAUCAUACUCUUAUAACCAUUCUGUUCUAAAUCCAUCCUUCUCACGUAAAUAUAAGCUUACAAUAUUAUCAAAGUAUCCAACCACUAGUUUGCACAACUUGCAUCAUAUUCACACUCAUCAACUGUGGUAAUUUGUCUAAAACGCUUACCGAAUAUGCUGGAAGUUGUGCUAGUGUUUAUAUGGCUUACUAAUGUUUAGUUGCGAUCUAUGUGAUGUCAAGAAGCUUCAGAAGGUCUGACAUGUAAUUUUAAGACUAAAGAAUGUGUUAGUAUGAUAUAGAUGGUUUUCUGUUAAUAUUCUGUAUUUGUAUAAAUGCAGAAAUUGUAAUUUAAAAUAAUAUUAUUAACAAAUUAUACUAUAAGGUUGCGCCGAGUCACUGUUUUGCUAACAAACAAUUUUACUCAGUAUUGUGAUUUAGGUCACUAUAUAAUGAAAAUUCAUCAUUAAAUUCCUAAACUGACGAUUAAGUCAGUGACUCGACUUAACCAAUCAUAUGUUUUGUUAACAAUUUUUGUAACUUCUUAUUUACUUGGCUCAAGUCAAAACUCAAUAUUUAGUUAUUUUAGUAAUUAUAAUUUUUCUUUCCUCCAUACGUGUGAAAGAGCUAAUGAAUGAGUCAAAUGUGUACUGAAUUGAAUUUUGCUUGUAAGUCUACUAUAGAGAUACCAGUGAAUUGAGUCAAUUUGCCGCAAUAUGCGAUGAUCUCAAACACUUGCAAAUAGUAACAGAUAAGUGGUUUAAUGUAAUUGUCGUGACUUUCGAACCAUAUUAUAUGAAUUUGGGAAUAAAUCGCAUUGUGUAUAAAACUGUUUUUGAUUUCAGGGUAAAAGUUUUUAUUCAAUUAUAUUUUUUGGUCUCACUAUGGCAAGAUAGCCACAAAAUAGAAGCAACACGAAAUAGUUAUUUAUGUACAAUAUAUUCAUGUAUAAAAUAGGACUGGCUUACCUACUUGGCUUUGCCCUUUUUUCUCCAUUUGAGUACAUAUUCGUUAAAUACUUUCAUUUGAUUGCUAGGGCGGCCUCGAUGCAGGGAAAUUCAUAGCACUAAUAUACUAAUGAGUUUGCAAAUUCAUUUAGAUAAAAAACCCGUUGUAUAGAUAAUUCAAAUUUUGUGAGAAUGGUUACUGUUAUACAAUUGCAAUUUCAAUAUAAAAGUGUUUUUGCUUCAAAAGCCAACAUUAGAUAGUUUUCUAAUAAUUUCCUAUGUCUAGGUUGUAGAUAGUGAAUACGUUUGAAAUUUCAAAAUUGAUAUGAUUUUUGCUUAAUUUGCCGAAUUUUCAGUGCAAUAAGGAGGCGUUUCAGAACGGUUUUUACUAUCUACUACAUGGAAGACUACCAAGUUUACUAAUUAGAUUGGUCUAUAUAUAUUCUAAUCAAAAGCCUAUUUAUUUUUAUAGUGAAGAGCUUGUGAAUGUGUUAAUGCAUUGUGAUCUUGGUGUGGAUAUUUCUUACAUUCAUUUUAUAUUUCAUAGUCAAGUGACUUGACAAUAUAUUGGGGCCGUGAGAUGACGAACGAGUUUGUUUUAUAAAGAAACAUAUCAGGCUGUAAGUUCGCAAGAUUUAAACCUACCACACUUUACAAUCUGUCUGCAACAAUAUGCAGGUAUAUAAUACAAAGAUAUUUAAGGGUUUCCUUUUCUAUUGAAUAUUAAAUACGUGCGUUUCAUAUGUAAAUUGUUGCAGCGAGUUUAUAAAAUGAGUAGGCGCUUUUAGUGAUGGCAAUGGUCUGCAACCCCGACUCACGACUGCCCACAAAGUGCCAAACUUGGCCGCUCCACUCGAAAGUUACUCCUUUUAAAAUAUUCCGAUUAGAUUGUAAACAGUUAUUAGAUGUAAGUUAUUUUAUUGUCUAGGUAAUGUAUGUCUUAACCCUAAUAUUAGAAUUAGUAUUGUAAUGAUUUAGUGAAAAAAUGUAUGUCGCUCGUAUAUGAAUGUUUUGGUGAUACCGUUGUGAAUUUCGGAUAUUUUUGAUUACCGCGUUGGCGGUUUAGUGGUAAAACUGGUGCUGUGAGAUUCAGAUGCCUGCGACAUACGAGAAUUGAAUACUACGACUGUAUUCGGGACUGGAUAUAUUUUGUCAAUGUGAUUUUAAUUAUUUUUUACUGUGACUCAAAAUGUGUUGCUCGCAGACAACCUCUGUAUGUCGUGACUGAAGUUCCUCUUACUCGAUGUUCAUAAAUUUGGACUUACCCUUGUAAUCAUCCUUUGUUACAAUUAUAUCAUGGCAUAAAUAGGAAAAUAAAAUGUGUGUAACUAGGA
This is a messenger RNA of Plodia interpunctella (Indianmeal moth), 3519 nucleotides long. Its product is annotated as ubiquitin-conjugating enzyme E2-24 kDa. The coding region runs from base 642 to 1220 and encodes 192 amino acids. Gene Ontology annotation, cellular component: nucleus. Gene Ontology annotation, molecular function: ubiquitin conjugating enzyme activity. Lineage: Eukaryota; Metazoa; Arthropoda; Insecta; Lepidoptera; Pyralidae. The transcript has 4 exons. Gene Ontology annotation, biological process: protein polyubiquitination. The record is from RefSeq and is a predicted model, not a curated record.